AUGGCUGUCGCGCAGUCCGCGUUCGGGAACGGGACCGAGGAUUCAGCGGUGCUUUCAUCCACGCCUGACACGGCUGCAGCACCGUAUGGACUGGCCGAUGGCAUGGCCCAGCUUUCUCGCGUCCUGCACCGUCCAUGGCUCAGCGGUGUGUAUAUGGAGGUGACUCCUGGCAUGGCCCGCACCCAACGCGCGCGCCGUCAGCUCGACUACCUCGAGGAGCGGCUCCUGCGCGACUGCCGCACCCCGACCACGGUGCGCUACUUUGUGUAUCUGAACACGUACGUGUUCGCCCCGUGGUACUACGCGCCGUUUGGCUUGCUGAACAGCGAGUAUGACCCGAUGCUGCCGUGGACAGGGGCGGCUGACGCGUCGACGGGCGCGAUCCCAGCUGGCGAAGGUGCCGAUGCCACCGGCUCGUCGGUCGGCGUGCAGCAGCAGCAGCAGCCUUUCAUCCGGGACGCUUUUCUGUGCCCCUUCUCCCUCCGCAUUUACUCGACCUACGCCCAGAUGCACUACGAGACCCGCACCUAUCGCGCGGGCCGCCUGCGUCCGCCGGGCGAGGAAGUGUACCGCGACGAGGUGCGUGGCCUUUCCCUCUUCAAGAUCAACGGUAGUCAGCACGUCACCUACUGCCGCCACCUCUUCCUCAUUGGCAAAUCGUUUCUGGAGAACAAGCUCGCCGGGCACGACGUGCACAACUACUACUUCUACGUAGUGUGCCUGCACCACCGCUACUUCCCUGACUACGUGUCAGACCCCUCCGCCAUGUACUUCGCCGGCUUCUUCACCUGGGAGAAACAUGUGAGCGAGUACAACCUGGCGUGCAUCGCGACGCUGCCGUGCUUUGGGCGCCGCUCCAGCCGCCAGAGACCGGUGGCAUCGCCGGCGGGCUCCACUGCGGCCGCCUCGCGCCCGCCAAGGGUGCUUCGCCAUCUUGGCCAGUUCAUGAUUGCCGCCAGCUACGAGCUCGCCUACCGCCGCAAGCAGACGGGCACCCCGGAGAAGCCCCUCUCCGACUUGGGUGCCGUCGCGUAUCAGCACUUUUGGCGCUGCGCCAUUGUGCGCUGGAUGAAGGACACGUUGAACGCGAUGCGGCGGGCCGCUGCGGUUUGCGUCGACGAUGACGAUGUGGACAAGACCGACCAGAAAGGUGCGCAAGCCGGCGGGCCGGUUGCGCCGCGAUUGAGCCGCGCAUCAGGCAAGGGCGCGUCUCUCGCCCUUGACGUGGACUCUGCGGCCGCGGAGGUGGUGAUGCUUGCGACGGAGGACAGGAUGGUGUCAGGAGAGCACGAUGCCGAUAGCCGCCGCUCCGGCGAAGGGAAAGCGACACUGCACGAGCAGCGCUCGAAAGCGCCCCCAUCAGCGCGCAAACGUUCCCGUGCCGACGCCAAGACGGAAUACGAGAGGGACGUGGACGGCGACGAGGAGGCACGACUGCCCUCUUCCCACGGCAAGUUGCCACUCGCGGCUACCGCCCCUCUGUCUUCGACCAAGAGGGAAGUGUUAGGCGUCAGCGCAGCUGCACCGUCCCCGGCUGGUACCUCAUCGGCUGCUGGCGCGGCUGCUUUUACGCAGCGGACCACCAUCAACGACAUUGCGGCGGCUGUGCGCCUGGAGGAAGCUGACGUGCUCAGGACGCUGCUGGGCAUGGGUGUGCUGCAUCGCAGCAGUGAGGACCGUGGUAUUCAGCUUCUGCUGCCGCAGCGGUACGUGGAUUGGAUGUACGACGAGAUGCUCCGCUGGGAGAGCAGCGUCGAGCACGCCGUUUUUCAGUCAGCCCUCCUCAAGUCCCGCGGCUCCCACACCAGCACACGCUGA
This is a messenger RNA of Leishmania major strain Friedlin, 1818 nucleotides long. Its product is annotated as putative histone acetyltransferase. The transcript has a single exon. Gene Ontology annotation, molecular function: histone acetyltransferase activity. NCBI's taxonomy places the organism in Eukaryota, Euglenozoa, Kinetoplastea, Trypanosomatida, Trypanosomatidae. Bases 1 to 1818 code for a protein of 605 amino acids. The record is from RefSeq and is a predicted model, not a curated record. Gene Ontology annotation, biological process: regulation of DNA-templated transcription.